CGUUGUGGGCGUUCUCGGGGAGCAGCUGCCGUCGCCGCCAACGCCACUGCUGCGUUCUGGUGUAGAACCUGGAAUCCCUGCGUCUCGUUAACAAUGAAGCAGAGUUCGAACGUGCCAGCUUUCCUCAGCAAGCUGUGGACGCUUGUGGAGGAAACCCACACCAACGAAUUUAUCACCUGGAGCCAGAAUGGCCAAAGUUUUCUAGUUUUGGAUGAACAAAGAUUUGCAAAGGAAAUUCUUCCCAAAUACUUCAAGCACAAUAACAUGGCAAGCUUUGUGAGGCAACUGAACAUGUAUGGUUUCCGUAAAGUAGUGCAUAUUGACUCUGGAAUUGUAAAACAGGAACGAGAUGGUCCUGUUGAAUUUCAGCAUCCUUACUUCAAACAAGGCCAGGAUGACUUGUUGGAGAACAUUAAAAGGAAGGUUUCAUCUUCAAAACCAGAAGAAAAUAAAAUUCGUCAGGAAGAUUUAACAAAAAUUAUAAGUAGUGCUCAGAAGGUUCAAAUAAAACAAGAAACUAUUGAGUCCAGGCUUUCUGAAUUAAAAAGUGAGAAUGAGUCCCUUUGGAAGGAGGUGUCAGAGUUACGAGCAAAACAUGCACAACAGCAACAAGUUAUUCGAAAGAUUGUCCAGUUUAUUGUUACAUUGGUUCAGAAUAACCAGCUUGUGAGUUUAAAACGUAAAAGGCCUCUACUUCUAAACACUAAUGGAGCCCAAAAGAAGAAUCUGUUUCAGCACAUAGUCAAAGAACCAGCUGAUAAUCACCAUCAUAAAGUUCCACAUAGUAGGACUGAAGGUUUAAAAUCUAGAGAGCGGAUUUCAGAUGAUAUCAUUAUUUAUGAUGUUACCGAUGAUAAUGCAGAUGAAAAUAUUCCUGUUAUUCCAGAAACUAAUGAGGAUGUUAUAUCUGAUCCCUCCAACUGUAGUCAGUACCCUGAUAUUGUCAUUGUUGAAGAUGACAACGAAGAUGAGUAUGCACCUGUCAUUCAGAGUGGAGAUCAGAAUGAACCAGCCAGAGAAACCCUAAGUUCUGGGAGUGAUGGCACUAGCCCUCUCAUGUCUAGUGCCGUCCAGCUCAAUGGUUCUUCCAGUCUGACUGCAGAAGAUCCUGUGACCAUGAUGGAUUCCAUUUUAAAUGAUAACAUCAAUCUUUUGGGAAAGGUGGAGCUGUUGGAUUAUCUUGACAGUAUUGAUUGCAGUUUAGAGGACUUCCAAGCCAUGCUGUCAGGAAGACAGUUUAGCAUAGAUCCAGAUCUCCUGGUUGAUCUUUUCACUAGUUCUGUGCAGAUGAAUCCCACAGAUUACAUCAAUAAUACAAAAUCCGAGAAUAAAGGAUUAGAAGCUACCAAGAACAAUGUAGUUCAGCCAGUCUCGGAAGAGGGAAGAAAAUCUAAACCUAAAACAGAUAAACAGCUUAUCCAGUACACGGCCUUUCCACUUCUUGCAUUCCUGGAUGGGAACCCUGCUUCUACUGUUGAACAGGGAAGCACAGCAUCAUCAGAAGUUAUGUCCUCUGUAGAUAAACCCAUUGAAGUUGAUGAGCUUCUGGAUAGCAGUCUGGACCCAGAACCAACCCAAAGUAAGCUUGUUCGUCUGGAACCAUUGACAGAAGCCGAAGCUAGUGAAGCCACACUGUUCUAUUUAUGUGAACUUGCUCCUGCACCUCUUGAUAGUGAUAUGCCACUUUUAGAUAGCUAAAUUUCCAAGAAGUGGACUCUACAUGUAUAUAUUCAUCAAAAUGAUGAACUAUUUAUUUUAAAGUAUUAUUUGGUACCUUUUUUGUAAAUUGCUUUCUUUUGUUGUUUAAUUGGAUACUGUGGAAUCAAAAGCACCUUUUGCUUUUCUCACUAACCACACACUCUUGCAAAGCUUUCAGAUGUUACUCAGCUAUGUAGGUACACAAGAUUUAAUGCACAUUAUUGGCAUAUCUUUAAGUUGGAUUCAGAUGGGCAUUUUUCUCCAGUUGUAGUAAAUUUGAAUUAUUUUUUAUAUAUAUAUAUAUAUAUGCCCAUUAACCCCAGUUAUUAAACUUUUGUUUGUUUUACUUGUUUGAUGCUGUCUGUCUGCAUUGAGUGUAGUUACUAAAAUUAAUGGUAGAACUACUAAAGCUUUCUCUGUUCCAAUUACUUUACUAAGUAUUUUUCACUUGGCUUAUUUCUAAAACUGGGAACAUAAAGUGCCUGUAUCUUGUAAAACUUCAUUUGUCUCUCCUGGUUCAGAAAAGUCCAUUCAUGUUCAACAGGAAAGGCAGAGUAUACAUACAUGAGUGCUUGCUGUCUGAUAUGGUUCCAGUUAUGUCUACAUAGAAGAAGGGGAUGGCAUCAGUCCAGUCUGCCUAGUUGGGCUAGUUUUAAGUACAAGUUUUUGGUUUGUUUUUUUGAACCAUAAUAUUUAGUAAAAUAAAUAUAAUGAAUGUUGCA
This is a messenger RNA of Phyllostomus hastatus (greater spear-nosed bat), 2420 nucleotides long. RefSeq names its product heat shock transcription factor 2 (gene HSF2). Lineage: Eukaryota; Metazoa; Chordata; Mammalia; Chiroptera; Phyllostomidae. The transcript has 13 exons. The coding region runs from base 94 to 1698 and encodes 534 amino acids. Gene Ontology annotation, biological process: regulation of DNA-templated transcription. Gene Ontology annotation, molecular function: DNA-binding transcription factor activity; sequence-specific DNA binding. The record is from RefSeq and is a predicted model, not a curated record.